AUGUGGGGUUACUUUUUUGGAGGGAACUCUCAGCAGAAGAAAGACUUGCCCAAGAAGGCUAUAGUUGAACUACGUGAACAUAUAUCGACAUUAAAUAAAAAGAAAAAUCAUUUACAACAACAAAUGGAUGAUCAAGACCAAGUAGCUAGAAAAUAUGUCGCAUCAAAACAAACUAAUUUAGCUAAAAAUGCAUUGAAAAGAAAGAAAGGUUAUGAAGCAAAUUUAAUGAAAGUUGAAAAUCAAAUAGAAACUUUAGAAACUCAAUUAGUUUCAAUAGAAGGUGCUAAUUUGAAUUUAGAAACCAUGAAAGCUAUGAAACAAGGAGCUACUGCAAUGAAACAAAUCCAUGGAGAAUAUGAUGUUGAUAAAGUUGAAGAUACAAUGGAUGAAAUUAGAGAACAAGUUGAAUUAGCAGAUGAAAUAUCUGAAGCCAUAUCAAGACCAGUAGGUAAUGAAUUUAUAGAUGAAGAUGAAUUAGACGAAGAAUUAGCAGAAUUAGAAAAUGAAAAUAAAGAACAACAAAAACAACAAGUCAAACAACCUCAAAGACAAUCAACUUACAAAGAAUCUCAAGAAGAAUUACCUUCGUUCCCAACUGUAAAUAAAAAUCAACCAAUAUCACAAGAUGAUGAAGAUGAAGAAGCUCUAAAAGCAUUACAGGCAGAAAUGGGAUUAUGA
This is a messenger RNA of Lodderomyces pseudojiufengensis, 678 nucleotides long. RefSeq names its product ESCRT-III subunit protein (gene SNF7). Gene Ontology annotation, cellular component: multivesicular body; ESCRT III complex; cytoplasmic side of plasma membrane. The record is from RefSeq and is a predicted model, not a curated record. Gene Ontology annotation, biological process: vesicle budding from membrane; late endosome to vacuole transport via multivesicular body sorting pathway. Bases 1 to 678 code for a protein of 225 amino acids. NCBI's taxonomy places the organism in Eukaryota, Fungi, Ascomycota, Pichiomycetes, Serinales, Debaryomycetaceae. The transcript has a single exon.